This is a messenger RNA of Penicillium malachiteum, 702 nucleotides long. RefSeq lists its product as uncharacterized. The transcript has 2 exons. Lineage: Eukaryota; Fungi; Ascomycota; Eurotiomycetes; Eurotiales; Aspergillaceae. The record is from RefSeq and is a predicted model, not a curated record. Bases 1 to 702 code for a protein of 233 amino acids.
AUGGGCUCACGUCAGAUCUUCAUUUCUUUCCUGUUGCUAUGCACCGCUAUGGCAUUCCCUCAAGAAACUGCUGUACACGACCAAGCGCAAGCAACUGUGUCAGUCACCGAGGCCGCUGCUCCAGGUGUGACUGCUGCAGCUGUUUUACGCUGUACUGAUGGAUCGACGGUUCUCCAUACAACCGAUUGCACCAUGGGAACCCCGAUAUCGUUCUGCCAUAAGAAAGCGCCCCCAAUCAAGUGCAACAAAGGGUACUUCCCUUCAGUCUGGCAUCCAGACCAUUGCAUGGAAGAGUCGACCUGUUUCCCCCUGAACGCAGAAUGGAUAACCACCGAGUGUUCCAAUGGAGGAAUUGCGUACUCGACCAAGACCCUCUUCGACGGGACACUUCCAGGUGGAAAGUCGACUGUUAUUAGUGCGGUUUCCUGCUCCUGUGCAGAGGAUCAAUGGUAUAGCAUGGCGCUGCGAGAGGGUGGACUGGGAAUGGAUACGUUCUGCAUGCCAUAUGGGGAAUGUCCACCUGGCAUGAUUACUUCUACUAACACCAAUGACUACUGUGCCACGGCUACUGCAAAUGAAUGUGCAAAUAUUCCUGCAGAGACAGCUUACUGUCAAUGUGCUGAUCCGACUGAAAGACCGAUCUAUCCAGAUUGGCCUGGUCUUCCUGCCAUUGGCUGUGAGGAAUGGGACAAAAAUCAUUAA